AUGGAUAUGACAGAAGCCAGGCAUGCCUUGAAUGCGAAUGACAAAGAUGAUUAUUUUUAUUGUGGUAUCAAACCCACGAAGUUUUGUGGUAAAGUCAAGCAUGAGCUUAAAGCUCACAACCAUUGGAGGGACCUCACAGUUCCCCCGGACAUGACACAAGUAGUUCUGACCAUAAAGGAACUAUUGAAGCAUGACCUAUACCAUGCUGACAAGUCAGACAAGGAUUCGGAUUCAGACAGUGACAGAUCAUCUGGAGAUUCUUCAGAUGACAAAGGGGACUCCGAUAAGGAUACCUCCUCAGAUGAGUCUUUGGAUUCCGAAGAAGACCAACUGGCUCCGUGCCAUAAAAGUUCUAAGUUGUCUAAGAAAAUGAAAUCCCAUAAGAAAGCCAAGCAUGGGUCUUCUGAAACCCACAAAGAAGUUGGGGUAGCCACGGUGCCCAAGCCUGAACCCAAACAAGAGACUGCAGACCAUGUUCAGAAGGCCAAUGUGGAUGAUUUGGCCGAUAGACUUAGCAAACUCAGUAUCAACGUUGCCAGAUUAAUGGAAAAACCCAAGUAUGGCCAAUAUAAUACUGGACGGUGCUUCAUGUGCCUCUCUGAAGGUCAUGGUUUCAAAGGUUGCCCUGAGACCAAAGCAUUUGUAGUGGCCAGCAUAAUCAGAUAUGAUGCCUCAAACAGAUUAGUUAUGUCUGAUGGUAGCCCGCUUCCUCGUUCAAUGGAUGGAAGUCCAUUAGUGCAUUUAAUCCACGAAAGAGCUAAUAUGCAUAGUGCAGCCACUCUGGAGUGGAUGUGCAAUUAUGAGCUUGCCAAUAGAGAAUUUGCUACCCUUGGUGAAGGGGAAUUUGAAGUCUACCCAGCAUAUGCAUGCCCAGUGGAGUGUGGUGACAGUGAUAAGCCCAAAGCAUCCAAGUCCAAGCUGUAUGAUUGGCCACCUUCGCCAAUGAGGCAUACCAUGCUGCCAGAGGAGGUGAAUACUGUACCAGCCCCCAAUUGGGCUUAUGUUGAGAUACCCCCGCCACCCAGGAUUCUGAAGCAGCCACUGAUGCCACAGGAAGACAAGCUGAUGAUGGACAGAGAGUUCAUCCCUAGAGAAAAAGGGAAACAAAGAGCUGCUCCCUCCACAUCCCGUCCCUCUGCACCACACAGUGUGCCAAAGUCCAAUACCACACGUAAUAAAGUCACCUUCGAGGAACCUAAGAUACCAGAUUCUCCAAAGACCCCAGCAUAUAAGCAGAGGGCCCCACCAGCCUACAAGUUUGCCUCUGAGUUACAGGAGAGGUUGAACUCUGAGAAAGUUUUUGAGAAAUUAUUGUCUCAAGAAAUUUCCCUGCCAUUAGGAUUAAUCUUAGGAUCGUCUUUUGAGCUUACAGCCGAUUCCAAAAAAAUCGGCCAUUUUGAUUUCAUCAAAAGAGAUCUAGGAGGGUUCUUCCUUCCUAAAAAAGUUGGCUGA
Molecule: messenger RNA, 1452 nt
Organism: Cantharellus anzutake
Lineage: Eukaryota; Fungi; Basidiomycota; Agaricomycetes; Cantharellales; Hydnaceae
Exons: 1
Coding region: 1-1452 (483 amino acids)
Source: RefSeq, a predicted model, not a curated record